Messenger RNA from Arvicola amphibius (Eurasian water vole), 1561 nucleotides. It is a transcript of the gene Calhm6, whose product is annotated as calcium homeostasis modulator family member 6. The transcript is spliced from 2 exons. The coding region runs from base 98 to 1045 and encodes 315 amino acids. Gene Ontology annotation, molecular function: monoatomic cation channel activity. NCBI's taxonomy places the organism in Eukaryota, Metazoa, Chordata, Mammalia, Rodentia, Cricetidae. The record is from RefSeq and is a predicted model, not a curated record.
GUGUAAAGUCCCAGACCCGGUUCACUCAACCCUCCCGACCCACAGAGCAGAACUGAAGCUUCUGGACCCAGCGGGGUGCCCAGGGUGAACAGAAUCCAUGGAGAAAUUAAAGGCAGUGCUGGAAUUGCAGAGCAAGCACAGCAGCGCCCUGGGCUACGGUUUGGUGACCCUGUUGACGGUGGGUGGGGAGAAAAUCUUCUCCCAGGUGGUGUUCAAGUGUCCCUGCAACGCUACCUGGAACCUGCCCUAUGGCCUGGUGUUCCUGUUGGUUCCAGCGCUCGCACUCUUUCUCUUGGGCUACGCGCUGAACACGCGCACCUGGCGCCUGCUGACCGGCUGCUGCACCCUGAGCACGAGUUCCAGCUCCAGGUCGCACAGCGCAUUGACAUGCUUGCAGAUCAGCCUGGCCGCCUCGCUCGCGCCCCUCACCUGGGUGGCGGUGGCGCUGCUAGGGGGCUCCUUCUACGAGUGUGCUGUCAGCGGGAGCGUGCCCAUGGCGAAGUAUCUGUGCAGAAACCUCAACGGCAACUGCACUACCAAACUACCGAAGGUUCCUUGCAACAAACAGGAGGCAGAGAUGCAGGAUAUCCUGAAUCAGCUCAAGGCUCAGUCUCAGGUGAUAGGCUGGAUUCUAAUAGCGGUCAUCAUCAUUGUACUUCUGGUUGUGACGUCUAUCAUUCGAUGCUGUUCUCCAAUUAGUUAUCUGCACCUAAAAUUCUGGGAAAUAUAUUCUCAGAAGGAAGAGCAGAUUCUUCAAACUGAAGCUACAGAGCAUGCGACCCAGUUGGCAAAAGAGAAUGUUAAGUGUUUCUUUGAAUGCACAAAUCCGAAGGAUUGCUACACCCCAAGCAGUAAAGCCUGGGAGAAAAUCUCUGCGCUGUACACUUUUAAUCCCAAGAACCAGUUCUACAGCCUGCUGCACAAGUACGUUAAUAGAAAGGAGAUGGAGAUGAGUGACCUUCUCUGCUCUAGGGAAGGAGAUACAGUGGUCGCUGCCCUUAGCUUUGUAGAUGCCUCUGGUAUGGCCAAGACUGAUGGGAUGUGAUCUUACAAAUGAGCAGGAGAAAAAAUUAUUUUGAAUUGUUGCUUCAUAUAAAAAAAUACACAUUGGUAUGUUUUAUGACUGCUUGCUUUCUUCCAAAUUGUGAGACUUUUAGAUCUGAAAUUGUAACACAUGUUUAGCUUUUUUCUUUUAUUAAUUGUUAAACAAAACUGAAGGAAAAUAAUCUACCCAAAAUGACAAUCUAGGUUAAAGUGUUAUAUCUUUAUUCCAGGUUUGUGUCAAAUAAAAGCCAUCGGUGAAGGAACAAUUGAACACAUCCUUCUGUUACAUUAUCUGACAUUAAUUUCAAGGUUGGGAUUUUGUUGUUGUUUGCAAAGACAAAGUAUUAGUAUUCUAACACUCGUGACAUUAUAGCUUGCUUUGUGCUAUAGUGGAGAGCACACUUUCUAGUCAAGCUUACUUCAAAUACUAUGAAAUUUAUGACUCGGAUAUGGUUUCUGUAUGAAAAUUAAUCAUGAAAAGGAAAACUAGGCAGUGAUAUUUUUUGCUUUUUAGGUC